Messenger RNA from Rotaria socialis, 1089 nucleotides. NCBI's taxonomy places the organism in Eukaryota, Metazoa, Rotifera, Eurotatoria, Philodinida, Philodinidae. The record is from the annotation of a GenBank genome assembly.
AUGGGGAUACUUGAUAGUGAAAGUGCCACUCCUACACCGAAUAAUUUGUCUGCUUUUGGUGAAUUAGUGAUUCCAGGUUUUGAAUUAUAUUUUAUAUCUAAGGAUGAUUCAGAAGAUAGCAAUUAUGAUCCUGAUGAAAAAAAAUUGAAACUGUCUGAAGGACAUCGUCCUAAUGAUGAUGAUAUUCAGAAUAGUUUUGAUAAGCAGGAAGAAUUGUUGUGGCUACCAUGUUUCAUUCAUACUUUACAACUUGCCGUGAAAGACGGACUGAAUGAAAGUGAAUGCAUUCGGCCACCGUUGAGUAAGGUAGCUGAGAUUGCAAAAUUAAGUCACAAAUCUAUUACGACAGCUGAAAAAUUACAAAAUGAAAAAUUUAGUAUUCCAGAAGCUAUUGUAACUCGUUGGAAUUCGCAAUUUCUUACGGUUUCAAAAGUUGUUGAUAUACCUAAUACUUUAUUAAAUGAACGAACAAAAAAAACUGAAUUAUUACUUUCUACUAAAGACUUAGCUGUUUUACGUGAAUUUGUAUCUAUAUUUACAUUGUUUGCUGAAGCUACUACACGAACGCAAGCUGAGCAAAGUAUAUCAAUAUCACUUGUUGGACCAAGUAUACUUGCAAUUUAUUAUGAUCUAGAAAACGAAUCAAGAAUAUGCAAGCAUACAAAACCAUUAUGUCAUGCACUUAUGACUUCAUUAUUAGCAAGAUUCGGUGGCUUUUUAUUGAAUCUUGAAAUACCUGUCGAUGAUCAUGUCAAACAUCGAAACACGUUCAAUCUUUUUUCUGAUGAUAUAUUUUUGGUUGCUUCUUUCUUAGAUGGUCAAUUUAGGCUACGCUGGAUAAUACAAUCGGCUUUACCUCUAGAUACAAAGGAUCGUUUAUGUGAAAAGAUAAAGAAUUUGGUUGCCCUUUGGGCUUUUCAACUUAUUGGUUGUAAUACUGAUAAUCAAGAUGGUAAUGUUACACAGGCUGAAGCAACUACAUCAACAGUCGGCAACGUUUUAUUAUGUACAAAAGAUAUAUGUGAUGGUGGUGGUCUUACACCAAAACGAAAAAGCCUUUUUUCUUAUUGUGAAGCACCACAAAACUGA